AUGGCUCAGGAGGAGAUGGAAGGGGAAGGCUGCACGGGGUCGGCCAACAGGUGUGGCAACCUGACCAUCUCUGCCCCGUUCUGGCUCGCUGACUUGGAGUCGGGAAGAUCAUGUGGUUUCCUGGAUUUUGAGAUCACUUGCUUCCACAACACUCCGGUUCUACCGAGCUCUAAACCCUUCAGCUAUGGAUUCGAGAUCAUGAACAUCUCCUACGAGGCAGAGAGCAUGCGCGUCGUCGAUCUCGGAAAGCUGAGGCUGCUGCCACCAGCCUCCAGCAGCUGUAAUAUGCCGAUAUGGAACACCCCAGAGAAGCUGCACCGACAGUUUAGGAUCGACCCCGUAAGCCUGAACAUGAUCAUUUACAAUUGCACCAAUGCAUCGCCGGCUGCACGUCAUAACGGAGAGCUCGUAGAGACGAGGAUGAGGUGUGUAAAUGAGAGCCAUGUGUUUGUCAGCUUGGAAAGAGGUCACGAUGAGAUGAAAGGUGUAGAUGGCUGCGACGCCGUGGGGUUGCCGGUGCUGGGUGAUGCAAACGGCGAGGCGAACGCGAGCGACUACGACCGGCUCAUCAGAAACGGCUUCACCUUGAGAUGGGACCGGGUGACCCCGCCUCCUCCUACACUUGCACGAAAAGUUCAGAAGCCCGUGACAUGCCCGUCCAAGGGGUGGCCGAGGAAGUCGUGGAUGACAAUCACCGCUGGCCCGUUCUCUCACCGUGCCCAUAUUAAGGACGGUUCAUUCUUCAACCAGGGGAUUAUUCUGUCAUACCAUCUACUGCAUUUCCGCACAGCUCAUGAGCACCGAUCCAUUCCAGUCUACCUCCUCCUCUAA
This is a messenger RNA of Lolium perenne, 831 nucleotides long. The record is from RefSeq and is a predicted model, not a curated record. Lineage: Eukaryota; Viridiplantae; Streptophyta; Magnoliopsida; Poales; Poaceae.